Myiozetetes cayanensis is the source of this 2492-nucleotide messenger RNA. It is a transcript of the gene MCOLN2, whose product is annotated as mucolipin TRP cation channel 2. Gene Ontology annotation, cellular component: lysosomal membrane; plasma membrane. Gene Ontology annotation, molecular function: NAADP-sensitive calcium-release channel activity. The record is from RefSeq and is a predicted model, not a curated record. Bases 102 to 1766 code for a protein of 554 amino acids. The transcript has 14 exons. Lineage: Eukaryota; Metazoa; Chordata; Aves; Passeriformes; Tyrannidae.
ACGGGGCUGCGCGGCCCUGGCUCCCCCCGUCCGCCCCCACGGAUUGCCGGAGCCCUGCCCUGCCCUGCCCUGCCCGGGCAGCGGCCGAGCCCUGCGGCCCCAUGGAGAUCUCCCUCAAGUACCUGCCCGGCGGGCGGCCGGCCGCCAGCGGAAAUAUGAUGACUCAGUCAGAUUUAGAUCUGAAAGAGACGGCUCUAAAAGAGGAUUUGAAGUUUUACUUCAUGAACCCAUGUGAAAAAUACAGAGCAAGACGUCAGAUACCAUGGAAACUGGCUUUGCAGGUUUUGAAGAUACUUAUGGUUACUACACAGCUUGUUUUUUUUGGUUUGAGUAACCAAUUGGUGGUCUCAUUCAAAGAGGAAAACACUGUUGCUUUCAAACACCUAUUCCUGAAAGGCUAUUCUGGAGUUGAUGAAGAUGACUACAGCUGCAGUAUAUAUACUCAACAGGAUGCUUAUGAUAGCAUUUUUUAUGUUAUUAAUCAGUACAGGCAUUUAAAGAACAUAUCCUUGGGGAUGCUUGGUUAUGAACAUGAAGGAUCAGGUUUAAAAAUCUGUAAACAACAGUACAAGAGAGGCACAAUGCUUCCUUCCAAUGAUACGCUGAACAUAGAUGUUUCUACUGAAACAGAAUGUGUCUUUUUAAAGCCAGAGGAGCUAGCUGAUAAGAAGGCAGAACUGAAGCUGAAUUCUUCUUUUUUCAAUCUUGAAUUUUACAGGCUUAUACAGGUUGAAAUCUCCUUCAAGCUGAAAGGCAUUGCUCUGCAGACAAUCCAUGCCCGUGAAUUGCCUGACUGCUAUGCAUUUCAAAACACUAUAACUUUCAAUAAUAGAGCCCACAGUGGAAAAAUCAAAAUCUACUUUGAUAGUGACACUGAUAUUCAGGAAUGCAAAGACUGGCACAUAUUUAGCCCUGUUCUCCAGAAGAACACUCAGUAUAUUCUAGUCUUUGAUGGAUUUGUCAUUUUAUGUUGCUUUACUUCUCUCAUCCUUUGCACACGAUCCAUUGUUCUUGCCUUGAGACUACAAAGGAGAUUUGUGAAUUUCUUUUUGGAGAAGUAUAAGCGUCGUGUCUGCCAUGCUGAUCAGCUGGAGUUCAUAAAUGGAUGGUAUGUCCUGGUAAUUAUCAGCGAUGUGAUGACAAUCAUUGGGUCAAUCCUAAAAAUGGAAAUAAAAGCUAAGAACCUCGCAAGUUACGAUGUCUGCAGCAUUUUACUUGGAACAUCAACUUUGUUUGUUUGGGUCGGAGUCAUCAGAUACCUGGGAUAUUUUCAAACCUACAAUGUACUCAUUUUAACUAUGCAGGCAUCACUGCCAAAAGUGAUAAGGUUUUGUUGUUGUGCUGGGAUGAUCUAUCUUGGCUAUACUUUCUGUGGUUGGAUUGUCCUGGGACCUUAUCAUGAAAAGUUUGAAGAUCUGAACACAGUGGCUGAAUGUCUGUUUUCUUUGGUCAAUGGUGAUGAUAUGUUUGCAACAUUUGCUCAAAUCCAGCAGAAGAGCACGUUGGUGUGGAGGUUCAGCCGGUUAUAUCUGUAUUCCUUCAUUAGUCUGUUUAUAUAUAUGAUCCUCAGCCUUUUUAUUGCACUCAUUACUGACUCCUAUGACACCAUAAAGAAAUACCAACAAAGUGGUUUUCCAGUAACGGAUCUACACGAAUUUCUAAAGGACCAUGACAGUGCUGGCUACAGAAAAGACCAGACUUCUGUGCCAUUCAUCUGCUGCUGCAGGAGACAACAGAGCGAUGAUGACUUGAUACUUAUUAACUGAUUAUUGCACAUUGAAAUUCACCACUAAUAAAUGCCAAGAGAGCCUAGUGGUAUGGAGAAGAAUAAUUCUCCAAAUUGCAAUGAAACCCACCAUCUGGACCUGCCUCAUGAACAGAGUAGUCUUACCUAAUUAAGUUUUUUUUGGAGGAAAAAAGCUAUAAAUGUGACAUCAGCUGGCUAACCUUCAGGAGAGCCCAGAAGCUGUGUCUGGAGGAGAGCUCUGAAGAACUCUGUAUUCUUGCUUCAAGUUCCAUCACAUUAAAGAAGACUUAUUCUUGAGCAUUGUCUGUGGGAGCUUUGUUUGCUAAUCAGCUCUAGGAGGAAGGAACGUGGCCCUAAAUGAACUGUUGUUGUUAAUAAGGAAAAGAAUUAUAUGAAAACAACUUUUAUAAAAUAAUUCUGUGUUAAAAAGUAUUAAAUAAAAGGUAACUGAGAAAAGAGGAGUUUUUCACUUAAAGUGAUGCAUUCAGCCUGUCAUUUCUACUUGGCACAUUUCAUUUAUUUGAAAUAAAUUUAUGUAAAACUAAAAAGCUGCACAAAAGUGCAAAAUAAUUGUGGUUCCCCCUCUUGUAUAUCAUUUUAACACAAACCACUUAAAGGUCACAGUCUAUUCUUUAAUAGCUUUACUAAAAAGCAGUUUGUUAUCCUUUUUUUUUUGGCUGUCUGUUCUAUUAUACUCACAAUAUUUGAUUUGUACUGUGUCUGGAUUAAACUUACUGCUUUAGCA